GUAACGAGCCGUUACAAACCAACCGUCCAACACACCUACCCUCACACCGCGGCCACAAGAGCGCCCGGCGUGUGCGAGACGAGGCGGGGCACCACACAGACGACUCCGGAGAAUACAAGGGGCGCGGGGCGACCCGCCUAUAAAUAGCCGCCGGACCGCCGCUAGAGCACCAUUCGCCACCUCCUAUUCCGACGAGUGAUCAUUCCGUUCCCGAGAUCCCUCCCCGCACCCAUAUCUAUUCAAGUAAUCUAUUCACGCACACUAAUCUCACAACACCGGUCUCCCCGCGAGGUAGGUUGCUCAACGGACCGAGGCCUCUCGGAUAUAUGGAUGCCUGGGGUGCCUAGUUUAAAGCAUCCGUAUACCCGACUAGACCCGACACAGUGGGCUGCCUAAUUAGCGGACCGAGGUCCCCCGGAUACGUACAUGGAUGCCUGGGUUGCCUAGUUUAAAGCAUCUGUGUAAGUACCGAACUAUACAAUCACCGAACACACACCGGCCUUCAGCCACAUUCUUGUCGACACAAAUACACUCCACAAACCCUGGAACAAGUCCACACGCACCACCGGUAUUCGCCCGACCUCCUGUACCCUGUAUCCUUCCCCUUAUUAAGAUAGGAACAUCCGCGUAGGCCCCUUCAGGGCCCGACCAAUAUAAAUAUCAAUAAUCGUGAUAAGUAUUUGUGCAUUUGUGUAGUGUGUUAAUAUUAAGUACGUAAGCUGUAAGUACCCUAGAUAUAUAAGUUAACUUGAUUGUAAAUAAAGCGGGUCCAGUGCCGCCUCAAUUGUGUUACACUAUUUAAUCGGUGUUAUUAAUUAUCACCCCGUACACCUAUCGAGGUUAUUUCCCUCCUGGGGCCUCAGGAUCAAUAUCAGGAUAGUUAGGACCGCUUCACGGUCAGUGUAGAUCCCCCAGGUGACCGGGCACUCCUUCAGAGGCCGGCGUCGAGCUGAGCUAGCCUAAGACAGCUUCCCGGUACAUAUUAAUUGAGAGUUAUUAGGUAGGUACCAGCCCUAAGCACUAGGGACGUUAGUCAUAAGGGUAAGUACCACAUUACAAUAUAGCACCCAACCCCUACUCUCGGGGGAGGCCAGGCAGGUCGAUUCGCCCAGGGGUCGCUCCCCGGUGAUCCAGACCAGCCCCUGCCGAGCUGCUACAUUACAUUUGGCGCCCAACGCAAAAUCCACUAAUUCUCAUCAAUAUUUAAUAUUAUUUAGCCCCCCGUAAUAAAUCAUAAAUCAUUAGAAAUAACCGACCGACCGACUAACCGUGCAACUUAACUUUCUACCCGUAAUCAUUCUAAAAAUAGACCGACAACCGACCGACCGACCCCGUUUAACAAAAAUUACAAUUCAAAAGUAAAGAACAGAUAAUUUUUUGUUGGUCAUUUUUAUUUAAGUUAUAGUAACCGAUUACAAACUGGCCCCGUUUUAUAGUAGGUAAAUAUACAGCAUCAAAUGCCAACUUCUUGGAUUUAUAACCUUAGUAAAGAGGAAUUAAUAAGGGAAAGUAGGGAGAGGAAGCUACCGACCGUAAAUUUAACCGUUGACAAGCUGAGGAAGCAGCUGUCCGACCACAUCAGAGAAGAAGAGGAGGAGACCUUCGAGAUGACAUCCGAAGACCAGACCAGAACCGCGAGCCAGCUGAACCUGUCAUCCAUCGUGAGGGAAUGGAAUAUAUCGUUCGACACCGCAUGCGACCCGGUUGAGUUCAUCGAGCGUUUGGAUGAACUGACGUCAUCAGGUGACGUCCCGCAGGACCGAUUACUCCAGGUACUACCUAAGGUACUAAGAGGUAAACCGCUAUUAUGGUACAGAAACAACUCAGACAACUGGGAAAAGUGGGAAGACUUCCUGAAAGACUUCAAACUCUUCUUCUACCCGGCGGGAUACGAGAAAAACCUGCUCGAGAUGAUCAUCGCACGAAAACAACACCACCGUGAAUCUUUCGUCAACUACCUGACCGACAUACAAACCCUGAUGAGAAGGUACGGAAAAAUGUCCAAAACAGAAAAAGAAGAAAGAGUCUACGAAAACAUGAACGCGAACUACAAGUACUACAUCAAGAAGCAAGACUUCACCAGCCUUGGGGAAUUAAUCAAACAGGCAGCCGAGUACGAGCAGAUCACAGAAGAAUCCUCAUCUCAACAGUGGAACCACCGACCAGACCGACACCGCCAGACACCGAAAAGUCAUCCAGAAACGUCACCAGAACCUCGUAAAAUACACGAAAAAUACGACAGGACCACGUGCUGCUGGAACUGCGGCAAAGCAGGCCACUCACACAAAGAAUGCCGGGGCAGGCAAGUACUGUUCUGUAGCCAAUGCGGAGUCCUCGGGAGACUUACGCGCAACUGCUGCAGAAGAGAAACCAAGUUCGGAGACACGAACAUAACCGCCGAAGAAAACCGACCAGAACAACGAAUUUUUGAAGACGUAAAAAUAGGUAAAAUCAUAUACCGAGCGUUAGUUGACACAGGCUCCACCAGAUCGUACAUCAGUAGAAACAUUUAUGAAGAGAAUUCGACAAACGCCGACACAGAAAAAGUCACAGGGAUGCGAGUAACCGUCGCAGAUGGCAGAGUCAUGGACGUGAAGCUCAGAAUAGACCCAGAAAUCGAGAUACGGCAGAGAAAAAUAACACACGAACUCUUCGUGCUACCAGCUUAUUCACCGCCAAACCUAGUUAUCAUAGGGAUAGACCUACUAAGAAAAGCAGGAGCCACAAUAGUCUGGAACAACAAUACCGAAAAUACACCGAAAGUCACCGAAGUCGUCACAAAUGAUUCAACACCACCGAAUAAUAAUAUAAUCAACGGCCCAAUAAAGACAAAAUCCCGCAAGCAUAAGAAAAAACCUAAGCAACAACAUCCACCAAGAUAUCCCGACACAGCCUCAAUCCAGGAAAGAAAAGAAUGGUUCGAGAGGAAAAUGACCGAAACCCGAAAAUCACCUCAAAAUGACCCAACAUUCGCAAUUAAAAACGGCUCACUCCAAAAACGAAUUGUAAAUCCGGCGUACGGGGUCAAGAUCAAUGCACAAUCGCAGUGGAAAUUAUGCGUUCCGACAUUGAAGAGAAGGUCGAUUAUCGAACAAUACCUUAAUGAACCGACAACAACAGGCUACGUGACCACGGGAAAAAUCCUAAAAAGCAUUGCCGAAACAUAUUAUUGGCCCGGGAUGUACAAAGAUGUUCUUCAUCACAUGAAAAAGUACAAAGAACGCCUAAAAUCAUUGUCAUCAAACUCGCCGCAACCGUAUUCCACUGAUUCCACCGAACCGAAGCAAUAAGAUACCUACCGAUGACGUCAUCACCCAUCGCCAGAUGUGCCUAGCUGCGGUACUCAUGCGAUGCCGAACGAACCGAUAAUUCCAAACCUACCCUCAAUCAUCAACAUAAUGAAGAUUGAAGACAAAUAGCCGUAAAAAGUUAAAACAUUUGUAUAUUUAUGACCUAGUCAUUCCGUACCGUACCGUAAAAAUGUUAUUAUGUUUAAUUUGUAAUUUAAUUAUAAAUAUACAACUGAAAAACCGCAAUCUAUAUUAAAAAUGUAGAAAUAGGUAAAAAUGUAAACGCAAAUGCACACAUUUUACACCGUCCGUCCGUAGUAUAAUAUGAUAUAAGUAAAUAAUAGACACACAGACAUGUUAAACGUAUAACAUCCACCUUAUUGCAUCAAAGUCGCAAGUAAAAUUUUGCUCAGACUUAGAAUAAAGAUUGUAAAUUUUUGAACGCAGCCCAAUACGUUACUCUGUGAACGUACACAGGUUAGAAUUUUAGUUAUGAAGUCAAUGUCAAGCGUCAAACCGACCGAGUAAAUUUCAGCGCAAGGGCACAUGCCGUAUAAAUUUUAAUUUAUUUGAUAUGUAAACAAUUUAAAACCGUAAAGCUGAAACCGUAUACCUAAUGUAAUUAACAGGAAAAUGUAUAUCAGUACACAAUAAGUUAUGUACACAUAGCCUACAAUGUAAAAAUUCUUCUGCCGAGGGGGGAGAAUGUAACGAGCCGUUACAAACCAACCGUCCAACACACCUACCCUCACACCGCGGCCACAAGAGCGCCCGGCGUGUGCGAGACGAGGCGGGGCACCACACAGACGACUCCGGAGAAUACAAGGGGCGCGGGGCGACCCGCCUAUAAAUAGCCGCCGGACCGCCGCUAGAGCACCAUUCGCCACCUCCUAUUCCGACGAGUGAUCAUUCCGUUCCCGAGAUCCCUCCCCGCACCCAUAUCUAUUCAAGUAAUCUAUUCACGCACACUAAUCUCACAACACCGGUCUCCCCGCGAGGUAGGUUGCUCAACGGACCGAGGCCUCUCGGAUAUAUGGAUGCCUGGGGUGCCUAGUUUAAAGCAUCCGUAUACCCGACUAGACCCGACACAGUGGGCUGCCUAAUUAGCGGACCGAGGUCCCCCGGAUACGUACAUGGAUGCCUGGGUUGCCUAGUUUAAAGCAUCUGUGUAAGUACCGAACUAUACAAUCACCGAACACACACCGGCCUUCAGCCACAUUCUUGUCGACACAAAUACACUCCACAAACCCUGGAACAAGUCCACACGCACCACCGGUAUUCGCCCGACCUCCUGUACCCUGUAUCCUUCCCCUUAUUAAGAUAGGAACAUCCGCGUAGGCCCCUUCAGGGCCCGACCAAUAUAAAUAUCAAUAAUCGUGAUAAGUAUUUGUGCAUUUGUGUAGUGUGUUAAUAUUAAGUACGUAAGCUGUAAGUACCCUAGAUAUAUAAGUUAACUUGAUUGUAAAUAAAGCGGGUCCAGUGCCGCCUCAAUUGUGUUACACUAUUUAA
Molecule: messenger RNA, 4799 nt
Organism: Plutella xylostella (diamondback moth)
Lineage: Eukaryota; Metazoa; Arthropoda; Insecta; Lepidoptera; Plutellidae
Source: RefSeq, a predicted model, not a curated record